AUUAUAAUAACUAAACUUCUAGAAUGAUGAAAAUUUAAACAAAAUGAAUAAAUAUUUCACUAUUUUAGUUUAACUUGUGCAGUUUUUGUUCUUUCGAUAAGAUUUUUAAAUAAAAAUAUUUGAAAUAUAGAGUUAUUAGAGAGGCUGGGUGACGUGGCUUCCAUGGUUGAAGCAGCUGCGUCGUGUCGUUGAUUAUUUUACUACUCUCUUUCUCUACACUAGCGGUCUCCCCUCGUGCUCGCCAAGAUAGACUAUCCCGGACCUGUUUUCGUGCGAUUCACGUUAAACCUAAACCAAGAUGUCGAAUAUGGCGCUAUAGCAGUUGAAUUAAUAUAGAAAUUGUAUUUUGAAGUCAGGAAAACUACGUAAAGUUCGGGGUGUAUAAUUUUAUAAACAUUUUUUUGUGAUAAAAUUGGUGACGAAGUGUAUUUUCCUGAAACGACGGUAGUUGUGAAAAUAACGGUUUACAAUCUAACACGUUUUUAAAUUACAACACGUUUUUUCCUUAUUAAUUUCGCUGAUAUUGUGAUAAAAUGCUUUUAUUUAUUAUUUACAAAAGACGGUAAUAUUUUAUUUCAAGAUAAUACGUGGCAAACUACGAAAUUCCGUAUCCAUAGUUCCAGUGUUUAGUAUAAGCUUUUCUACCUUAUAAAUAAACCUUUUCAAACUAAUUAUUCGUUGAAAUAGAACUCUCUACAAUGUGUAUUAAGUAAAUUAGUUGAAAGAUACUUAUACAAUUAACAUUAGCUUUACAAACGUAAACGGUAAAUAAAUAUGGAAAUAAUGUGAAUAUUUGCAGUGUUGCUGUGUUUUUCAUAAUAAAUUGUGCUUAAAUGUGUAUGCUAUGGAAAUUCAUUCCAUGAGGAUUGAUCAUGGGCCAGUUCAGACUAAUACAAUGUCAUACCCUCAAAGGCAAACCCAAAAUCACAGACCUAACCAUAGCAGCCAAACGGCGACGCAUUCGGGCGCCGACAUUUAUAAGCCAGCCAGAUCCCCUAUUUCGAAUGCAGCCGCUCGUUAUCCCUACCCAUCGUCACCUCAGCUGCAGCAACCGCCCCAGGCCGCACCUCCACCUCAACGAUAUCAACCCCAACAACUCCCACAGCAACAACAACCACAGCAACCAUCGGUCACUCCGGUGCCGGUGGCAGUAUCGCAACCGGCACCACAGCCCAUCAUCUCAAAUGUCUUCCAUCGCGACUACCGCCAGAAUAGGAUAUCACUGUUGCAUCCGGAAUACGGAUCCGGAGGUCGGCAUAGGGAUCAGCUGCAAUCCGUCCAGCAGCCACCUCCGACAAUGGUCUGUGUCGACGGAGGCAUUGGUGGCAUCGGUAUUGGAGGUCCUGGUGGCGGUGGAGGAUUCUCGAGCGGCCAGCAACCGCUGAAGAAAAUGAGACUUCAAGAUAAGGAAGGCGUACAUCAGCCAUUGAGGAUAGAUACUAGGCCGGGAACGUAUAAUCCGCAAGUGGAAGCGAUAUCACCGACGUUCCCCGAUCAACUAACUCAGGAUGACCAGGCAUUCCGAACAACAAAAGACGAACUCAUCCAACAGAUCGGAAAAGUAGAUAGAGAAAUCGCAAAAGCGGAAUCGCAGAUAGUUAUACUUAAAAAGAAACAAGCAGAAUUGGAAGAAAUCGCAAAUAAACCGGCUGUUAAGUCUGAAGUGCAAGAAGAUACGACACCGAAACAUCAAAGUUUACCACAGAAAAUCUACGCGGAAAAUAGAAAAAAGGCUCAAAAUGCCCAUGCCCAGUUAGAUGCGUUCGGUCCGAAAGUUGAAUGGCCUUUAUACAAUCAACCCAGCGACGCCUCAGCUUAUCACGAAAACAAAAGGAAGAAUGUAACGUUCAAAAGGAGGCUUUUGGAAUAUUUCAAAAAGAGAAAUUUAGAAAAGGAAUCCAGAAAUACCUAUUUGACUGAAACUUAUAGCAAGAUGAUGCAAGAUUGGUUGAGAAAAGUAGAUAAAAUCGAAUCAAGUACAAAAAGAAAAGCAAAAGAAGCUAAAAAUAGGGAGUUCUUCGAAAAGGUGUUUCCGGAAUUGAGGAAACAGAGGGAAGAUAAAGAAAGGUUCAAUAGGGUUGGUGCUAGAGUAAAAUCUGAAGCUGACAUGGAAGAAAUUAUGGAUAAUCUUCAAGAGCAAGCUCUAGAAGAUAAAAAGAUGCGUAGUUAUGCCGUUAUACCACCUAUUCUUCUCGAUCAAAGGGAAAAGAAAAUUAAAUACGAUAACCACAACGGUUAUUUGGAAGACAUGGAAGCGGUAUAUAAAAGUAGACAAUUCCUCAACGUGUGGACUGCCACCGAAAAAGAAAUUUUUAAAGAAAAAUAUCUUCAGCAUCCGAAAAAUUUCGGUCUUGUAGCGUCGUAUUUAGAUAGGAAGUCAGUUUCCGAUUGUGUACAGUACUAUUAUUUGAGUAAAAAGACGGAAAAUUAUAAGCAGUUGAUUAGGAAAGCGAGACAGCGAACGAGGAGCUCUAGAAACAACGCUCAGAAAGUUAAUAGUAAUAUUAACACGUCCGUCGUUGAUAUUUUAACAACGGGUGUUACUACUCGCCUCCAACGAGAACAGCAAGCAAGGACAGUGGUACAACCUUCGUCUCGAGCCGAACCAGGUGGUAGUCAACUGCAACCACCAAACGGUGAACCACCUGCGUCGGCAGCUACUCCACCAGCUGCGUCUACACCAACUCCUGCCGCUACGACGACUACGCCCACUACUUCAUCGGUUGGGAGUCCUCCGGGCAUGGCGACGACAACGCCUACAACGGCAGGCGCCAUGCCCACAACUUCACCCACAACGGCCACCACUUCUUCGGAGAUGGCGUCCACCAGCACUUCUGUGAUUUCAAGUAGUACCAGCGGGGCAUCUUCGGUAGUCGUUACGGCUUCCGUUGAAGGCGAUCAAAAUGCGGCAGCUCAAGAAAUGAUGUCCACGUCCAACACUGCUACCAUUACGUCGUUAGAGGAUGCGACGAAACCAAAGAAUUUCCUCGGAUUCUCCGGAACGCCAGUGCCUACGACAACAGCGUCGGAUGAGUUAGCACCUACGGGUAAAGGAAUUUAUUCUUCUGGUAAUGAAGAGGGUAUGAAGUUAGGUAACGGUAAUACGAAUGUAACAGGGACACUACCUGAUGGCACCAAGCACGAAAUUUCCACUGAUGGAGUUAACGUAAAGAAAGAGAUCGAAUCUCCUCAGGAAACAAUUAGUGAUCAGAACAUGACAUCUAGUGGUACUUUAGGUGAAACUAAAAAGAAGAAAGAAAGAAGAAAAGAAAAAGAUUCCAUUAUUGAAACUAGUGAUGAAGAGACAAAUAACAGGAAUGAUACGCCGUUACAAGGAAACUGUGUUGUAUGUCAGGCCCAAUUGGGUCCGCAACUCCAUUCCAGGCCGUUGGGUCCCAGUCAGGCAUCAUUAUACGGUCUUCGUGAAGAUCAAGUGCCGCCCAAUUCAAGAGUAUGCAACACCUGUCGCUGCAAAUCUGUUCGAUCUCGUUACACCCAUUGUCCUUUGCCUUCUUGUCCAAAUUCUCGUGGUAGAGUGAAACGAUUACGAUCAUUUCCAGAAAGAUUACAAGAACUACCUGCAGAUGUCAGAGAUCCACUGUUCGCAGAAUUUCGAAUUCCCAGUGGAGUGACUAAAUGUUGCUCAGCUUGCUAUAGUAGGAUUCAACGUAGGCUGGGUCCAGUGGAAGAUUGGUCUGAAGAAGAAUUUAAUAAGCUUAAGGCAGCUCUUACUGAAUUGGGUUCGAAUUGGCAACUACUCGGAGAACGAUUGAACAAACCACCACAAAAAGUUAAGAUGUAUGUUGCCGCAAAUCGAAAAAAACUUAAGGGUUGCCUAGGUGAAGAUCGAAAACCAGCUUUAUCCACAGACGAAGAGAGCGGUUCGAGUACAUCGAGUUGCGAGGAAACUUUGAUGGAUGGCGAUAGACAUUCGAGUGAUACGGCCAGCGCCGCCGAAAGUCCUCCUGUACAGGGCUCGAAUGAAAAUACAGCAAAGAAAGUAGAUUAUGAUUCUAGCGCAACAGAAACUGCAGAUGAAGCUCAAACGCCGGAUCAUUAUCAGGGAGCGGCAACUAUAACACCAGUUCCAAAUGAUACACAACCGUUAAGUGUAAAAGAUCUCGUUUUGAAUGUGAUAGAAAUUUCUUUAAUGAAAAAUACAGGUCAGCAACAAAAUUCUUCAAAUCCUCCUACUAGCGGUAUGGCUCCGACAAUUUCUUCUAUUUUGAAUAACGAUUCCAAUGAAGUGACGAUAGUUAGCGAAUAUAAUCUCAAUAAUAUGAAUAAUCAACAGAGGCAACAAAUUCAACAACGGUCAGAUUUGAAUUUGGCAAAAUUAGUUACUCCUCUCAUAGGUGCUACGAUAACACCGGUAUCCGGACCUAUACAACCCCAGCCCCAACCAGAACCUAUGCAGUCAUCUAGAGACGACUUGAUAGUCUUACAAGUUCCAGAUGGUAGGGAACCGGAAACUUUAGAUUUAAGCAUAAAGAAACCUAGAGAACCACCUCCAUCUGUUCACAGUAAACACCAACCUCAACCACAGCAACAAAUGCACCGUUCCGAUCCAUACAUGUAUCAUCAGGAAAGAAAAAGUCCCGCGUUCACUAUUAGGUCUCAACCUAAACUAUCCAGUCCCAAACCUGCUAAUCCAAAAUCGGGUUCAAUUACACUUGGAACACCAAUAAUGUCCCAACCACGUUAUGAUGUAUUACGUCAAAUUCCAGAAUCCAAAAUGGGAUCGAUAACACAAGGAACACCCGUUAUCCCGCACAAUAUGCAAGAGAAACGAGUUUACGAUUAUUUUAAUAAGAGAGGUCCGGUGCCGCCACAACAGACUCCGAGCCAGCAAAUACCGUAUCCAGGGCAGUACAGACAAGCCUAUAACGUCGAGCAACAGUUGAGUUCUAGACAAAUAAUUAUAAAUGAUUACAUUACGUCUCAACAAAUGUUGGGUAGAAGAAACGAAAAGACUCAGUAUUACUCUCCUAAUUCUCCUCAUCGGACUCCCCCUCCUCCUCCUCCUUCUCAGCCUAAUCAACAACAGAGACAAGGUGUUAUACAGCGACACACUAGGCCACAGUAUAUUCAACCAGGUCACGAAGCUUUGUCUUCUUUGGUUGAUGUUGCGGUUCAGCAACCAUCUCUUCCAGUACCCAGUGCACACGAAGGACUUGGUAAGACUAUGGCUGACAACAUUCUUGAACAGCCGCAUAGGUAUCAAAUUAUUCAACAACAUCAACAACAACAACAACAACAACAACAACAGUUGAGGCAGCAGCAACAGAGAAUGGAUGAACAAAGGAGGGUUGCAUAUCAGCAUCAUCAACAACAACAGCAGCAACAACAACACCACCACCACCAACAACAACAACACCAACAACAACAGCAGCAGCACCAACAACAACAGCAACAAAGCAGACAACAGACACGUCCUGAUAAUAGUACUUUAACAGCAGCUAGUUUGAUUGAUGCUAUAAUAACACAUCAAAUAAAUCAGACCGCCGAGGGAGGUCGAGAAAUUGUUCCAAAUACAAGAGAGCAAAGAGCAGGAGAUUUACUUUUUCAGAAGUUCCAUAGAGGUGAACCACCUCCACAGCAAGUACAGGAUAAUGGCGAAAGGCCCCCAUCUGUUAUAAGUGUUGAUCUCGAUGGAGAUUCAAUCAAUAAGAAUCUUACUGUGAAAGAACUAACAGAUUCUGUCAUUAGUCACGAUUUUAAUGCGAGACAGCCAUAUUAUCAUCUACAAGAUAAUAUGAACGAACAGUGGAAACGAAGGAUCCAGCAACAUCCAAUUCAUAAUGAUGAUAAACGAUCACAGACUCCUCUACAAGACGAAAGACAAAUAAUUAGAAUCGCUCAACCACAACAAAAAUAUAUUGAAAGGGUGGAGCCAGUGUCGCCUCCCGAAAAUAACCAUUGGCCCGAACCGAAUUUCCGAAGGUAUCCACAAAAUCAACCGCAUAUAUCUCCUUUUGAUUAUGUUAAGAACAGAAUUGUGCAAGUAAUGAGAACGGAGGACGACAAUAAAAAGGACCUUCAAGAGGGAUCGCAUUCCCAAGAGAAAGAACGAAGUGACAGUCCAGGCGAUAUGGUUAUAGAUGAAGAAAAACAUGAAAAUGAUUUCAAUCAGCCACAACAACAAGUACCUCAACAGCAAAGUGGUUUUUAUUCUUAUGUCCACAAAGAUACCACUGCCAAAGAUAGUUCGCGGAAUAAUGAACCUAAACCUCUACUAAGUUCGCAAUAUGAUCCGCUAUCUGAUGAGGAUUAACAUUUGAAGAUAUCUGUGGUGUUUUAGACUACGUAUUUAAUUAGGCCCAUUUUGGAUUUUACUACAUGGACCUCUUUUAAAGUUUCUUAUUGUAUAUGUAAAUAUUUGAGUAAGUGAAAUUUUAGGAUAUGUUUAAUGUUAUUUACACUUCAAAUCGGCCCUUUAUUCAUUCAGGUAUUAUAAGUAUUUUUUUGUUUUGGGGUAAUUGAAUUAUUUUUUACUGAAUAUUUCGAGAUUGACCUUCUAAAAUCAUUUCAGACAGUGCCUACAGUUGUUUUCAUUUUUAUUUUUUAUUUUUUAGUAAACUUUUCUGAAAGUAAUUCUUUUUUUCCUUUUCAUAUGUGAAUUUUGUGAAUAUUGUAAUUAAAAACUUGGAGUAAUGAAGCGAUGAAAGAGUUUGUGAAAAAUGACAAGAAAUCAAUCUGAAAAUGUACAGUAAAUAUGGUAAACAGUGUGUAUUGAUCUAAUAUGGACUAUCCUCGAAACUGUGUUGAUACAUUUAAAAAUAAUAAUUCAUAUAGUUUUCAAUUAUAUUUACGGAUGAAAACAAAUAAUUUGACGAAAUUAAAUGCAAAUCAUUUGAUAGAAGGCUGUUAAUGUUGAUAAGAAAUCACAAAACUACGAUGUAAUGAAACGCUCAAUUUACCUCGACUUUGGUUCAAUCUUAGUAUAAUUCAAUAUUUACCUCACCCUGUAUUAUUAUCCUAAAGUGAUCGAAAUACACAUUUUAAUCAUUUUUUUUUAAUUUGGUAUACACAGCAGUGUUAAAUAGGUUUGGCACAACUUUAGUGCUAAAAGAUAUAAUUUUUUGUUUUUGAAGAAAAAUAUGCGAUAUUUAAAAUUGAUCAACUCUAUAUUUUCUCAAAUUUCAAAAUUCCAGACAACAUACGUUUUCUCAUUUUCCAUGAAAAGCUCCAAUAAUAUUUCAGUUAAAUUGUAUAUAAAGGUUCUUCUGAAAAAUUUUUUUAAAUCUUGGUGUGCUUUUUCUCCAUUUCCACAUACAAUUUAUAUAAUGUGUCUGAACACCGUAUCAAAAAUUCAAAUAAUAUUUUUUUCAUGUACAUCUGCUGGAAUCAUUUCUUCUAUAUAAUAAUAUUAGAAGUUACCCUUUUUAUCUGUAACAUUUCUUUUUGACGUCAAAUUUUCUACAAGAUAAACAGAAAGCUCUUUGGUUAUGAUUACACUAUAUACAAAACACAUUCAUAUUCAUAGUCAUACUUUUGGUAAUGUAUUUUUUCAAAUCUUUUUAUUCACAGAGGCAUUAACAUAUAAAUAUACUUAUGUAGAAAUUCAUUACAUUGUAUAAAUCAUGAACUUUGAUUAUUAGAUAUUGAUUGAACCUCUCAUGAUAUAAUUUUGAUCUAUUGUCAGCCUGUAAUGUGAACAAUUAUAUGUUUGAAAAUGUGACAUUAUAUGUUUCAAUAUAUUUGAGUCACAAUAAAAACAUUUUCAUGAUUUAGUAUACGUUUUGCAGUUAAUCAUUACAGUUUCGUGUUUACCUGAGAUCCAUAUUGGAUGAUAUGUACACAUAUAAUUUGCUUUAUUAAUAUUUGAUAAAGGGUCUGAAUGUAGCGUCCAAGAUUAGUAAUUUUUUUUUUUAAUAUUGUAACUUGUAGAUACAUAUAUAAUAAUUUUAUUAACUGAACACGAAACCAGACUUUUAAGAAAUGAUGUACAUAUUAUGUGAAAAUAAAAUCGUGAGUGUUAAGGCGAUCUACUUUAUAGAGAUAUGAUAACGUUUAAAUUAUUUUUGAUUGGUUUUUAUGCAAUUGUGUCCAGUUUUUUGCAUUUCCAAUGUUUGUCAUUUAUUUUUUUAUUUUUUUAUGAAUGAUUAGCUCUAUGUCGAAGUGAGUUUUAAAAAUUUGCACUAGUGCAAUUCACCUUUCCGCUAUUAUUUUUUAACUUGUACAUUUUUUUUCUGUAAUGUGUACAUGUUGGUUCUUAUUUUAAAUAUAUUUUUGGGAAUGUAAAUAACUAAAGUAUAAGUAUAAAUAUUUAUAGAAAUAUAAGGAAUCCCAUUGUAAAUAUUUGUGAAUUUUUUUAAUUUUUCUGUUUCAAAAUGUAAUUUAAGUCUUUACGCUUUUGGCGUCUAAAAAUAGACGAACUGAUCAUUUUUCUACACUAUAAAAGAAAUGCUUCCAGAAUAUGUACACUGUCAAUUUUUUUAGUUCGUAAUUUUCAGAUAAUGACUUGUUAUUUUGUUGAAAUAAAUGAAUAUCAGUUGGA
Messenger RNA from Diorhabda carinulata, 8500 nucleotides. RefSeq lists its product as uncharacterized. The record is from RefSeq and is a predicted model, not a curated record. Gene Ontology annotation, biological process: regulation of transcription by RNA polymerase II. The coding region runs from base 845 to 6274 and encodes 1809 amino acids. The transcript is spliced from 9 exons. NCBI's taxonomy places the organism in Eukaryota, Metazoa, Arthropoda, Insecta, Coleoptera, Chrysomelidae.